GAUCAGAUAAUGCUUUAUUUAUACCUUGAAGUGUAAGACCAACAUGUCAAAGCACACGGUAGUUUCGAAAGGCUCCUCUCAACCCUCCCGACCCAGCAUGACCAAUAAAGAUGGCUGAACGAUGCAAGCAAGAGCUUAAAACACAGGUUAGACAAGAAUGCAAGAAACGAAAAAAUGGUUGCAAAAUGUCAUAAUGCUGAUCUUAGGAGGGAUGAUGGAUGCUGACGGCCUGAUGCUUUGCACAGAUCAGUUACCUCAGGAUGAGCGCACUCAAGACCCAAGACAUCUUCUCCGCCGCUGAGCUCGCGAUGCUGGCUGAAAGGAAGUUGAGAGAGGAGAAGAAACGUCAACUCUGCCGCUACACGUCUCUCCAAUGCCUCAUGUCGCAUGAUAUCGCGGAAGGCGGCAGCCCCGACAAGAAGCCGCUGGAUGCGGAAGACUUUCGGUUCCAUGCGGUGAGGGAGGUAGCGUACAGGCAGUGGCAAGACAAGGUGCCGCCGAAGCAUGGAGGGAUGAAGAAGGUGUUCUCGGAGCUCGGGAGCUUGAGCAAGGUGUCCCUGCAGAGGAGCGGGAGGGGAGGAGGCCUGACUUGCUGGGCAGGUGUUGCAAGAGACGCUGGAGGAGGAGGCGAGGGGAGGAAAGGGCGAGCAGCUGUCGACGAUCCUGGAGGACGUGAGAGAGAGAGGCGGACGUGCAGGUGGUGUGGGAGAUGACGGGGC
Guillardia theta CCMP2712 is the source of this 719-nucleotide messenger RNA. RefSeq lists its product as hypothetical. The annotation marks the transcript as partial. The transcript is spliced from 2 exons. NCBI's taxonomy places the organism in Eukaryota, Cryptophyceae, Pyrenomonadales, Geminigeraceae. The record is from RefSeq and is a predicted model, not a curated record.